This is a messenger RNA of Archocentrus centrarchus (flier cichlid), 1989 nucleotides long. It is a transcript of the gene ppp1cb, whose product is annotated as protein phosphatase 1, catalytic subunit, beta isozyme. NCBI's taxonomy places the organism in Eukaryota, Metazoa, Chordata, Actinopteri, Cichliformes, Cichlidae. Gene Ontology annotation, cellular component: cytoplasm; nucleus. Bases 77 to 1060 code for a protein of 327 amino acids. Gene Ontology annotation, molecular function: protein serine/threonine phosphatase activity. The transcript has 8 exons. The record is from RefSeq and is a predicted model, not a curated record.
UGUGAGCAACAGCUCCCCCUGGUGUCGGCUGAGGGAACUGACGCAGGCAACGCUACCGUACAACAGCAGUGUGAAGAUGGCGGAGGGUGAAUUGAACGUGGAUAGCCUCAUCUCUCGGCUUCUGGAAGUGCGGGGAUGUCGCCCGGGGAAGAUAGUCCAGAUGACAGAGGCAGAGGUGCGGGGACUUUGCAUCAAAUCCAGGGAGAUCUUCCUCAGUCAGCCCAUCCUGCUGGAGCUGGAGGCGCCCCUGAAGAUCUGUGGUGACAUUCAUGGGCAGUACACAGAUCUACUGAGGCUGUUUGAAUAUGGUGGGUUCCCUCCAGAGGCAAAUUACCUUUUCCUGGGUGAUUAUGUGGACAGAGGCAAACAAUCCCUGGAAACCAUCUGCCUUCUGCUUGCCUACAAGAUCAAAUACCCAGAGAACUUUUUCCUGCUCAGGGGCAACCACGAGUGUGCUUCCAUCAACCGCAUCUAUGGGUUCUACGAUGAGUGCAAGCGCAGGUUCAACAUCAAGUUGUGGAAGACUUUCACUGACUGCUUUAACUGCCUCCCCAUUGCUGCUAUUAUUGAUGAGAAAAUCUUCUGCUGCCAUGGAGGGCUAUCACCUGAUUUGCAGUCAAUGGAGCAGAUCCGGAGGAUCAUGAGGCCAACAGAUGUGCCCGACACAGGUCUGCUGUGUGACCUGUUGUGGUCAGAUCCAGAUAAGGAUGUACAAGGCUGGGGAGAGAAUGAUCGUGGGGUCUCCUUCACCUUUGGAGCAGAUGUGGUCAGCAAGUUCCUAAACCGCCACGACCUGGACCUCAUCUGCAGAGCCCACCAGGUUGUGGAGGAUGGAUACGAGUUUUUUGCCAAACGCCAACUGGUCACACUUUUCUCUGCUCCAAACUACUGCGGGGAGUUUGAUAACGCAGGCGGCAUGAUGAGUGUUGAUGAAUCCCUCAUGUGCUCCUUCCAGAUCCUAAAGCCCUCAGAGAAGAAGGCCAAGUAUCAGUACGGUGGUGUAAAUUCUGGCCGGCCUGUCACCCCACCACGCACCACCCAAGCCCCCAAGAAGAGGUGAACAUACAGCCGUGGCUCUCCCCCCUCCUUCUCACCUCAUCCAGCCCCCGUCUGCCAUCAUGGCACCCCCUGUAACUCCCCUGUAUAGUGAAGAUACAGGGCUUAUCUAAUUGCCCAAAUCUUUCUCCUCCUUCUUUCCCGCUCAACCAACCCGUCGUCAACUCCACUGACAGCUCUUUUCUUAAUGUGUAUGUGUACAUAAAUUUGCUGUGACCAAUCUGUUUCUGUUUUCUUUUCUUUUCUUUUUGCUUGUUUGUUGGUAUUUUUGAUAUUAUUAACAAAUGAUCUUUUUGGUGGCUUUACUUCUGAUGUUUUUCUUUCUUUUUUUUUCUUUUGGAGGUUUUCUGGGCUUCUGUGUUAUGUAAAGAAAUGCCUUGUCUGUGCAAAGGGGCAACAUGACCAAGUCACAAGAAAUCUUUUUCAAAACAAAAUGAAGGUUCAACAUUAUUUUUUUGCCUUGACCUCUCAAAAAAAGCCGAGAGACUCUUUUUCUGUGUAUUUCAGUUCAGACUGCGGUUUCUGUGCAAUGCUAGUUCCCUAGACACAAAUAACAUUUCUUUUAAUCCAGUUUAACAUUUUAAACUCGUUACAGUGUGCGGUGCACUUUGUGGUUGUUGUGCACAAACACAUUUUAUAUAGUUAACUAUUGAGAAAGUGCAACUCCCCAUGAGUAGCAGAGAAUGUGAACAGACCGGCUUGAAUGAAAUAUAGAGGCUAAAUCAGAUGCUGCUGGCAGUGACCCACUCUACCCAAACACAACGCCCUCUGGGCAUUGAUUUCUCCACUCUGUUAUGCCUCCCUGUGCUUCUAUUCCACUCCCACACAAAAAUAUGCCACUCUCCACAAAGAGCUGGGCAUUAAUGUUUUCCUUGGUGUAUUUGUUCUCAUUAGGAUCAUCACCCCCCCCCCCCCCCCCCACCCCACCCCACC